This is a messenger RNA of Fusarium vanettenii 77-13-4, 2418 nucleotides long. RefSeq lists its product as uncharacterized. The transcript is spliced from 3 exons. NCBI's taxonomy places the organism in Eukaryota, Fungi, Ascomycota, Sordariomycetes, Hypocreales, Nectriaceae. Gene Ontology annotation, molecular function: chromatin binding. The annotation marks the transcript as partial. Gene Ontology annotation, cellular component: condensin complex. The record is from RefSeq and is a predicted model, not a curated record. Gene Ontology annotation, biological process: mitotic chromosome condensation.
AGGAUCCCGCUCAACGACGAUGUCCACGAAAAGGGUCAACGCAUGAGCUCCAGGCGAGCACUUCAAGAGAGACAAUUCAACGAGAUCAAAAAGGCUGCAACCCCUCGCAAGGUCAGCCUCCGCCGCGACGACAUGGAGAACUCGCCAGGAGCCGAUCCCCGCACUCCCCACGGCAGCCGAAGCAUUAACAUUGACGAUGAUGAGGGUUUUGUAGUAGGCGGAACUGCGGUCACGCCUAUGAAGCGUGUCCCGAUUCUCGCCAACUUUGAAGAGUGGAUGAAGAUGGCGACCGACAACAAGAUCAACGCUACAAACUCGUGGAACUUUGCCCUCAUCGACUACUUUCACGACAUGUCGCUCUUGAAAGAGGGUGAUGGUGUCAACUUUCAAAAGGCCAGUUGCACCCUGGAUGGGUGUGUCAAGAUUUACACAAACCGAGUCGACAGUGUCGCAACCGAGACGGGCAAGCUGCUGAGUGGUCUUGCCGAUAGCAACAAUUCCAAGAAGAAGGACCGGGAUGGCGAAGAGGGCGAGGAUAGCGACGAGGAAGAGCUGGAUGAGAAUGGCAACGUGAAGAAAAAGCCCAAGAAGAAGACGCAACGAUCAUCCGAAGCUACCUUGGCCCCAUCUUUCAACUCAUUACAGCUCAAGAAAUUUGAGCUAGAAUUUGCCGUUGACCCCCUCUUCAAGAAGGCGUCUGCCGACUUUGACGAGGGCGGUGCCAAGGGACUUCUGCUAAACCAUCUCAUGAUUGACUCACAAGGACGUAUCGUUUUUGACAGCAGUGACGACUCUGGAGACGCAAACACCCUAGGAAAAAAGAAGUCUGAGGAUUUCGGCGACGAGGAAGAUGAGGAAGCCGAACCACUAGAGGAAGAGCCUAUCGAAGAAGAAGAAGAGGAGGAAGCUGAUGUCGAGAUCGAUGUGGGGGCUCUGGGAGCCAAGUUCAUCCCCGAUUUGCAACGGCUCGACGAACUCGACGUGUGCCCUUCUCUCAAGACGUUUGAUUUGGGAGAUCCCUCUGGAUCCAUGAAUAUCCCCUUCCUGAAGGCACCCGAGGACUGGAGGCAAGAUCAGGACAAGGAAAAGACUCCAGGCGCUCUAGGUGACAUCUCCGGACUGGUCAUCGACGGCGACGCUCCUGCUGGCUUUGAUGACGACGACCUCGGACUGGGCUCCUUCGACGUGCUGGGCGAGGUCGCGUUCGGUGAGGGUGGUGAAGCAUGGGCCCGAGAAGCCGCCUUGGAGCCGCAGAUGCGAGUGUAUGACGCCGGUCUCGGUGAAGAAGGCGGUGACGGAGAAGGGUUUGACAACAAUGGAGAGUACGUGGUCUCGAUGACCAGUGCACAAAAGGCGGACAAGAUGCACGAAGAUAUCCUUGGAUUCUUUGAUCAGGCAUUGCAGAAGAACUGGUCAAGCGCCGAGCACUGGAGAAUCCGGAAGAUCAAGGAUGUCAACAAGCCUGCGGGCGAGACCAAGAAGCGCAAGGAAAAGGAGCCCUUCGAGAUUGACUUUGCGGCACCUAUCGACUCUCAUGCGUUUGAUGUCCUAUACACACAGGCUGCCAGCAACUCUACUAUCAGCAUGCCCAAGAAGGACUGGAAGUCCAAGUCACGCAACCUCCUUCCUGACGACAAGCACUUCAACUCCAAGUCCCUACUGAACUUGUUCUUGAAGCCCAAGGCCCGAAUGGGCAGACGACGAACUGGAUUUGGCGCUCGGGCCGGUGGCUUCGGUAACACUGGCCAGGACAACCAGCCCGAAGGAGAGAUGGACGAGGCGUUCUGGGCUAAGCAAAAGGCGCCCAUGCAGAACUCGGACGACACAGCGCUUCCACAGGGUGAUUAUGACGCCAACUUCUUCCAAGAUGACGGCAUGCCGUUCCCCGGUGGUGACUUGGACGACGACGAUGAUCUCGAAUUUUCAGAUGCACGGGAGCAUUUCUCACCAGGGGUGGAUGGCCCAGCUGGCCUGACAGAGGGCGGUGGUCUCACAGCUCUCCUCGGCGGCGAGACGGUGACCAAUACUGGAGCAUUCGGAACAACGCUGGUCACUCAGACAAGGAGGGUGCGGCCAGAGUACGUCCAAUACGCAAGAGUGGCCAAGAAGGUGGACGUCCGAAGACUCAAGGAGGAGAUCUGGAAGGGCAUGGAUAUGGAGGUUCUGGAGGUAAGUUUGUGGAAACCUGCCCAGACCCCUGCCGAGGCAAACCAGGAUGAGCCACUCAAGUUUACUUCGGUCAUGAACAACCUGCAAGCGGUAUAUCCCAAGCCGGUGAUGGAUGAUAUCUCGACAUCAUACUGCUUCAUCUGUCUGCUGCACUUGGCCAACGAAAAGGGUCUAGUGAUUGAGAAGACGGCUGACCUAUCAGAGUUGGAGAUCCGCAAGGACUGGACGGCAGAGAUUGAGGAAGAGUAA